AUGCCGCUUGAACUGCCCGCCCUUUCUUCUCCGCACCCGCCAAAAGCAGCACGACGCACUCCACUCAUGGAUUCCGACCUGCGUGCUGCGCGCCCGCUAGCGUCGGCGCUCGACAUCAUUGAUGAAGCGCAGGGAUUAUCGCAGCUCAGGAACUUCCACCCGGACUCCCAGGCCUUUGCGUCCUUCCGGUCUAUUGACAGUGUCGACCCGCACCCAGCACAAAAUGCAACUGCGCCAGACGCAAUAGACUUGGAAAGCAACGUUCGGGCCACUACAAAAGAUGGAAUAUCUUUACUCCAAUCGGAUCCGUCAUUUCAGCAACCGGACUAUGAAGAGCUCGCACCCAACUCAACAGCCUCAACAAGUUUUGCAGGACAAUUACAGGGCAAGCUGAUCCCGGAUCCACCUGAUCUAGAGUAUUGGAGAGAUCGCUUGUUCCACGUGAAUGAGACCAUCACCUUGAGCGAAGAACAAUUCCAGACUUAUUUCCCACACGUUGAUAAUGUUUACUCUCAUCGCUCCACUCAGCGCUACAAACGCAGGCCAUUCGUAUCCCACUACUGGGACUGUCGCCUGAAAGGUCGGCCUCCAGGGACACCCAAGUCCGACGACCCGACUAAGAAAAAGCGCAAGCGUACGGCCAGAGAGCGAGAUCUCUGCGACGUCAAGAUCAAGAUUACGGAGUACUUCCCGGGUGGCGGGGUCGUAGAUACAACUGGUGGAUUCGAAUCGCUUCCCGCUGAACUUUUGCCUGGAGUUCACACCUUGUUUCCCGUUCAAGGGAAUCAGCCCUUUGGAGUGCUUGCGCCAGGGCCCAAUUUACCGUCAGAUCAUCCCGGGGUGAACGGAGCGCGAUAUUUCACCAUACAACGUGUGAAUGGAAAUGGUGCCAAUGGGAAGAGUGAAGGCGUGGAAGGUGGUCAUCGACAUACGCUUGAGGAUAGCGAUCGAGUCAAGAAGAAUAGUGUUCAUAGACACUUCAUGAAAGAGGACAAGGGGAGGAAGAAGUCCACGUAUCGAGUCAUGGACGACAACACCCACACGCAGAAGUCAUACCACACCAAAGCGUCUGGCUUGGCCGCCGCUACAGAACAGGACCAGCAGAAACAGAUUGCUCAUGCACAGGAGCUUCGAAAUACUUUCAACCAGUUGAUGGCCGCCGCGGAUGCCCGUGGCCCAUACUUCAUGGGAUCACAACUUUCCUUCGUCGAUGUUCAGGCCGCUCCAUGGGUCCUUCGGCUCAGUCGGGUCUUGAAGCCCUAUCGGGGUUGGCCAGAUGCCGAGGAACGCUCAAGAUGGGGGUCAUGGGUGAACGCACUCGAAGCCAAUGAGCAUGUCCGAGCAACAACCAGCACAGACCAGCUCUACUUUGAUAGCUAUGAGCGUUACGCCGGUGAGUGCCUUUGA
Messenger RNA from Penicillium maclennaniae, 1407 nucleotides. RefSeq lists its product as uncharacterized. The record is from RefSeq and is a predicted model, not a curated record. NCBI's taxonomy places the organism in Eukaryota, Fungi, Ascomycota, Eurotiomycetes, Eurotiales, Aspergillaceae. Gene Ontology annotation, cellular component: cytoplasm. The transcript has 4 exons. The coding region runs from base 1 to 1407 and encodes 468 amino acids.